Messenger RNA from Varanus komodoensis (Komodo dragon), 9225 nucleotides. RefSeq names its product leucine rich repeat kinase 2 (gene LRRK2). Bases 469 to 8052 code for a protein of 2527 amino acids. Gene Ontology annotation, biological process: protein phosphorylation. Gene Ontology annotation, molecular function: protein binding; protein kinase activity; ATP binding. Lineage: Eukaryota; Metazoa; Chordata; Lepidosauria; Squamata; Varanidae. The transcript is spliced from 51 exons. The record is from RefSeq and is a predicted model, not a curated record.
GGGGCGCUUCCUCUUUGGAAGCGUGGCUUCAGAGGAACCGGGACGGGCGGCGGGGGCAGCUCUCCUAGGUGCGAUCCUGAGGCUUGGGGAGGGCAGCUGUCGAGCCGUUGGGCGGCCUUCCCGGCCCUUCUGCGGCUGCUUCUCUUGCUCCCGGCGUCCUGUAGCGGCAGUGUCAGCGCCAUCUAUGGGCACCCCCCUCCUCUUCCACCCAAAUUUUGGCACUGUGAGGGGAAGGAAGGAGGGGAGGAGACAGUGAAAGGGGCUGUAAACUAUUUCGAAGCCUCCUCCUCCUCCGGUGAAAGCGCGCCGCCUGUGUUUACCCAGGCUCAAGUAAGGCUGAUGGGGCAAGAAGCGAGACAGGCACUCGCUGUUGGCCAAGAGAGGAAAUUCCCACCCGUCCGGCGGGGAUGAAGUGUCGCGGCCUCAGAAGCAGCCAUCUGGGACGAAGGAGUUCGUGGCCCGAGAGUCAUGGCCAGCAGCAGGACCAAGAGCUGCUGCCAGGACGGGGACGACGAAGAAAAGAAAGAAGCCGCCCUCAAGAAACUGAUCGUCCGGCUGAAGAACGUCCAGGAGGGCAAGCAGAUCGAGACCCUCGUCCAAAUCCUGCAAGAUCUCCUCUCCUUGGCCUCGCUACCAUGCGGUCCAAAGUUAUUCAGUGGCAAAAAUAUCCACGUGCCUUUGUUGCUGGUUUUGGUUUCUUACAUGAGAUCAGCGAGUGUACAACAGGUUGGUUGGGAAUUUCUUUGCAAACUUAUUGAAGUUUGUCCAGACACUCUUCAUAACUUAGCCACUCCUCAAGGUGUUGGAAAGGACUGGGAAGUACUUGGUGUUCACCAGCAUAUUCUUAAGAUGCUUAAAAUCCACAAUGCGAGCAUACUCCUGUCAACAACUGGCCUUAAAACAUUAAACCUGCUUCUUUCUUCAGAUGAAAUAACACUUCUUCUUUUGGAAGAAGGGACGGAUGUAUUUCUAUUGAUAAUUGAUGCCAUGGAGAGUUAUUCUGAUAAUGAAAAGAUCCAGCAAUAUGGAUGCAAAGCUUUGCACCUACUUUUAGAAAAAGUUCCAGAGGAGCAGCUGAUUGAAUUUAUUGAUGACAAGGAUUAUAUGAUCCUACUAAAUGUGUUUAAAAAAUUCCCUGAGAAAGAGGAACUAGUCCAUCUUGCGCUUCUGUCUUUAUCUUUACUGGCUGGACCAUCUAUCAAUGUGGAAAUUCUGAUGUCUGGAAAUGUGAGGUGUUACAGGAUUGUAGUUAAGAUGAUGAAAGCAUUCCCCAAGAGUGAACCAAUUCAGGAAGUGAGCUGCUGCUUGCUGCACAAACUUACACUAGAAAACUUUUUUGAAAUCCUGGUAGUGAAUGAUGUUCAUGAAGUCAUUUUGAAAGCUGUUGAAAGGUACCCUGAGAAUGCCAAGCUACAAGCAGCAGGCCUCAGUUGCUUGGCUCGCCUUACGGAAACAAUAUUUUUAAUGAGAGUCUUGGAAGGAGAAGAGGAAGAGGAAGAAAAAUUAUAUUGGCUGGAAGCCUCCUAUAAAGCACUAAAAUGGCACCGAAAAAAUGAAAAUGUUCAAGAGGCUGCAUGUUGGGCUUUGAACAAUCUGUUUAUAUACCAGCACAGUCUUCAUGAGAAGAUUGGAGAUGAAGAGAAGAAGUUUCCAGCACACAGAGAACUGAUGCUAGCCAUGUUGAUGCAUUCUUCCUCAGCAUUUGUAUUCCAAGCAUCUGCAAAUGCCUUGGCAACACUAUUGGAGCAAAGUGAGAGUAUUAGAACUGUUCUAUUGGCAAAAGGAAUACAUGUGAAUGUGUUGGAAAUGAUGAGAAGGCACCCCUACUCCCUUGAAGUCACAGAAGCUGCUUGCAAACUGCUGAAUCGUGCUUUUGAAGGAAGUUUCCCCCCUCUGGAUAUAAUGACAGCAGCUGCUUUCAGUGUUGCAAAAGCCAUGCAGAAGUAUAAAAUGGUUGAAUCAGUACAACUGGAGGCACUGGGAGUUAUUUCACAUUUUAUGGCUCCAGGGACACUGAAAAAACAGCAAAACAGCCCAUUAGGGGAAGAUGACUUGGUGAAGUUAAAAAUUAUUAAAAACCAGUGUUUGUUAGAAGGGACUCAUUCACUCGUUCUUGAUGCUCUCAACAAGUUUAUUUGGAAUCCUGGCAUUCAGAAAUGUGGAUUUCAAAUACUUUGCUCUUUAAUGGCGUGCUCAGGUGUGCUAGAAAUGCUAUCCCAACAAGGAAUGACAGAUACUGUGCUCCAUACACUGCUGCAGCAUCCUGAUGAUGAAGAAAUACAUUGCUUAGGUUUAAAACUUCUGGGACCCAUGAUUACAAGAAAGAGCUUGUGCAUUGCAACUAUGCAUUUCCUGGCAACAAUCCUGGUUUUGGCUUUACGACGCUUUAAAGAUAUUGUUGAAAUACAGGAACAUGGAUUUUCCAUAAUUAUAACAAUCCUUGACCUUUCACCUUGCUUUGCCAAGUUGUUAAUACAGGAAUCAUUUGACACAGCAAUUUUCUAUCAGAUGUCCAUGUGUUUCACUGAACAAAGAGACCAGCAGUUUCAGAGUCUUUGUUGCAAGUGCUUUGCUAGAAUAGCUGACAACGAUGAUUUAAAAAACCUGAUGCUGGAGAAAGCAUGUGCUGAGCACAAUACCAUUAUGGCUGAAUGCUUGCUGUUGCUGGGAGCUGAUGUGAAUAAGAACACAAAGACAAACUCUUUAAUUUAUCAAGUUUGUGAGAAAGGGGGCAAUCCUAAGUUGCUAAAACUACUUCUUAAGAGUGGUGCUCGAGAACAAGAUGUCCGGAGUGCUUUAACAGUCAGCAUCAAGAAAGGAGAUAGCCAGUUCAUUAGUCUGAUCUUAAAGAAGCUUAGUCUAGAUGUAGCCAACAGCAGCAUCUGUCUUGGAGGAUUUGGCAUUGGUAGAAUUGAACCUUCCUGGCUGAGCCCUUUAUUUCCUGAAAAACAAGCAUCCUUCAAGAAACAAACAAGUGCAGGUUCUGCAUUGGCUAGGAUGGUGCUUAGAUACCAAAGGACAAGCAACUAUGAAGACCAGUCAAGAUCCAGUUCUGAUGUAAACAGCUGCGAUGAUGCAAUGGAAAAGUGUGAUGACUGGACAGUCCUACCGGACCCUUUACUUGACAACGUUUUCCAUUUGAGUGAUGAUAGUGAAGAGAGUGAAAGCUCAGUUCUUAUGAAGAAGAAAUCCAAUUCUGUGGCAGUUGGAGAUCUCCAGAAUGACACAGCUUUGAAAUUGCUUCCUCCUACCCUGCCAAGGCAUUCAAAGUCUGUGGGAGCUGGAUCACAGUAUGGAGCAAGGAAUCAGGGAAGAAAAAUCCCUUCAGAAGAAUUUCAUAGAGGCAUCUCUACAUUCCAAUCAAACAUAAAGCGAUCAGACAGUUUCUCUUCAUCGAUCUCUGACAAGGAAUAUAUUAAGUCGCUAGACCUUUCAUCAAAUGAGCUGGAGGAUAUAGAUGGCAUCAGUCAGAGCUCAUCCUUAACUACUCACUUGGAACACCUUGAGAAAUUAGAGCUGCAUCAAAACUCUCUUUCAUGCAUACCAGAAAAACUGUGUGAGACCUUGAAAUCUUUGACUUGCCUGGAUCUUCACAGUAACUUGUUCACAUCUUUUCCUGCCUAUGUGUUGAAAAUGCCACAUAUAGCACACCUUGAUGUUUCACGCAACGACAUUGGUCCAUCCUUAACUGUGGACGCAAAGAUUGUCUGUCCCACCCUAAAGCUACUGAACUUAUCAUACAACCAGUUAACAUGCUUCCCUGGCUUUCUUGCCAGUGUUGCUGAAAAGCUGGAGCACCUUAUAUUAGAAGGUAACAAACUCUCGGGUAUAAUGUCACCUAUAUGUCUAAAAGAACUGAAAGUUCUUAACAUUAGUAAGAAUGCUAUAACCUCACUUGGUGAGAAUUUUUUAAAAGAGUGUUUGAAACUGGAAAUACUCAAUGCUGGGAUGAAUUUACUUGAUUCCAUACAUGACUUGCCAUCCAACAUAACAACAUUAAAAUUAUCUCAGAAUAAUUUUUCCUGUGUUCCAGAAUCAAUUCUACUUCUUCCGCAUUUGCGCUCAGUGGAUUUCAGCAACAAUAAAAUUAAAAUUCUACCUGGGCCCAUACACUGGAAAUCCUCUAAUUUAAGAGAAUUACUUUUUAAUCAUAAUAAGAUAAGCUUUCUAGACUUGAAUGAAAAAGCUUUCUCAUGGUCUCGGCUUGAAAAGCUACACCUAUCCAACAAUAAGCUAAUAGAGAUUCCUCCUCAGAUUGGCUUCCUUGAUAACUUGACAUCUUUUGAUGUAAGUUACAAUUCAGAUUUAAGAUGCUUUCCCGAUGAAAUGGGAAAGCUCUCCAAAAUCUGGGACCUUCCUUUGGAAGGGCUGCAUCUUAACUUGGACUUCAAACAUGUGGGAUGCAAAGCCAAGGAUAUUAUAAGGUUUCUUCAACAACGUUUAAAGAAGGCUGUCCCUUAUAACCGGAUGAAACUCAUGAUUGUGGGAAACAGUGGCAGUGGUAAAACUACACUGCUGCAACAGCUAAUGAGAUGCAAGCGACCUGACUUGGGAAUUCAGAAUGCUACAGUUGGAAUUGAUGUGAAUGACUGGAGGAUUCCUGUGAAGGGCAAAGUAAAGAAAGAACUAGUAUUAAAUGUCUGGGACUUUGCAGGACAGGAGGAAUUCCACUGCUCUCACCCCCACUUCAUGACCCAGAGAGCUCUGUACCUUGCUGUCUAUGACCUUAGCAAAGGAGAGACUGAAGUGGAUGCUAUGAAGCCAUGGCUGUUUAAUAUCAAGGCCAGAGCAUCAUCAUCACCUGUGAUCCUCAUUGGUACUCAUGUGGAUAUCUCUAGUGAAAAACAGCGCAAAGCUUGCAUCAGUAAAAUUGCCAAUGAACUGAUGAAUCAGAGGGGCUUUCCAGCAAUCCGAGACUGUCAUUUUGUGAAUGCUACAGAAGAAUCUGAUGCUAUGGCCGAACUUCGAAAAACCAUUAUUAAGGAGAGCCUGAAUUUCAAAAUCAGAGACCAGCCAGUGGUUGGGCAGUUAAUUCCAGACAGCUAUUUGGAACUUGAGAAGAGAAUUUUGGAGGAGCGCACCAACGUUCCAACUGAAUUUCCUGUGAUCGACCAGAAACGGUUGUUGAAAUUGGUGCAAGAAAGCAACUUGCACUUGGAUGAAAAUGAGCUUCCCCAUGCUAUUCACUUUCUGAAUGAAUCAGGUGUUCUGCUCCAUUUUCAAGAUCCAGCACUUCAGCUAAGAGAUUUAUAUUUUGUUGACCCAAAAUGGCUGUGUAAAAUCAUGGCACAGAUCUUAACAGUGAAGGCUGAAGGCUUUCCUAAGUACCCAAAGGGAAUAAUAAAACGCUCUGAUGUAGAAAAAUUCCUGCUAAAGAAAAGCAGAUUUCCAAAGAUUUACAUGUAUCAGUACUUCAAGCUUCUGGAGAAGUUCCAGAUUGCACUGCCACUAGGAGAAGAUCAGCUCCUCGUUCCAAGCAGCUUGUCAGAUCACCGACCUGUAAUAGAGUUACCUCACUGUGAAAACUCAGAAAUUAUCAUUAGACUGUACGAGAUGCCAUAUUUCCCAAUGGGUUUCUGGUCGAGGCUAAUCAACAGGUUGCUUGAAGUGUCUCCUUACAUGCUUUCAGGAAGAGAACGAGCUCUUCGCCCUAACAGGAUGUACUGGAGACAAGGCAUAUAUUUGAACUGGUCCCCAGAAGCCUAUUGCUUGGUGGAAUCAGCAGUUUUUGAAAAUAACCAAAACAGUUUCCUAAAAAUCACUGUGCCUUCUUGCAGAAAAGGUUGCAUCCUCUUGGGGCAAGUUGUUGAUCACAUUGAUUCUCUUAUGGAAGAAUGGUUUCCUGGCUUACUGGAAGUAGAUGUAUGUGGUGAAGGAGAAACACUCUUGAAAAAAUGGGCAUUGUAUAGUUUUGAGGAUGGUGACGAACAUCAGAAAAUACUGCUUGAUGAUCUACUUGAAAAAGCCGAAGAAGGUGAUCUCUUGGUAAAUCCAGAUCAGCCCAGAUCAACUGUUCCAAUAGCUCAGAUUGCUCCAGACCUGAUCCUGGCUGAUUUGCCUAGAAAUAUCAUGUUGAACAAUGAUGAACUGCAGUUUGAACAAAUUCCAGAAUUUCUUCUAGGUGAUGGUGGAUUUGGAUCUGUGUACCGUGCAUCUUAUGGUGGAGAAGAAGUAGCUGUAAAGAUUUUUAACAAGCACACAUCUCUUAGGCUUCUAAGACAAGAACUUGCGGUGCUUUGCCAUCUUCAUCAUCCUAGUUUAGUAUUUUUGCUGGCUGCAGCAGUGCGUCCACGGAUGCUUGUCAUGGAACUGGCCACCAAGGGGUCUUUAGAUCGAUUGCUGCAACAAGACAAUGCAACUCUAACUAGAACACUCCAGCACAGAAUAGCGCUACAUGUAGCUGAUGGUUUAAGGUAUCUGCAUUCAGCCAUGAUCAUCUAUCGUGAUUUAAAACCCCACAACGUGCUGCUCUUUACACUGUAUCCCAAUUCAGCUGUCAUUGCAAAAAUUGCUGAUUAUGGUAUUGCCCAGUAUUGUUGCAGAAUGGGUAUAAAAACUUCAGAGGGAACACCAGGAUUUAGAGCACCAGAAGUCGCAAAAGGAAAUGUUAUUUACAAUCAGCAAGCUGAUGUUUAUUCAUUUGGCUUGCUCCUGUAUGACAUUUUAACAGCUGGUAGGAGAAUAUUAGAAGGCAUGAAAUUUCCUAAUGAAUUUGAUGAAUUAGCUAUCCAUGGAAAAUUGCCAGAUCCUGUCAAAGAGCAUGGCUGCACUCCCUGGCCAGAAGUUGAAGAUUUAAUUAAGAAGUGUUUGAAAGAAAAUCCUCAGGAAAGGCCUACAUCUGCUCAGGUGUAUGAUAUUUUGACUUCUGCAAAACUUGUUUGCUUGAUGAGAUACAUUUCAGUACCAUGCACCUCUGCAUCAGAAUGCAUGGUUGCUACAAAUCAAAGUUGUAAGAAGACAGGAGUCUGGUUAGGUACCGGUAACACAGAAGGAGCACAACUCUCAUUCAUUGAUUUAAAUACAGAUGGACAUACCUGUCAGGAUCUUGCAGACACUAGAAUAUUGUGCUUAGCUUUGGUGACUCUUCCUGCAGAAAAGGAAAACUGGAUUGCAGCAGGAACACAAUCUGGCUUGUUGUGGGCUUUUCACACACAAGAUGAGACGCGCAGGCACCAACUCCAGAAGAUGACAGAUUCUGUCACAUGUCUUUACUGCAGCUUUUCUGCAAAGCAAAACAAGCAGAAGAAUUUCUUUUUAGUUGGUACAGCUGAUGGACAGCUAGCAGUUUUUGAAGACAGAGCAGUAAGGUGCAAAGGAGCUGCACCCUUGAAGGUCUUACCACUUGGGAACAUCAGCACUCCACUUAUGUGUUUAAGUGACUCUAAUUAUUCAUCUGAAAAAAAUUGCAUCUGGGGAGGCUGUGGGACAAAGAUUGUAUCAUUGUCCACUGAUUUCUCUGUCCAAAAACUAAUUGAGACAAAGAAAAGCCAAAUAUUAUGGCACAAGGAUUACAGUGAUGCCAAUAUUAUUUCAAUAGCAGUAGACAAAUCCAUCUACGUGGCAAAGAAGAAUAGCUAUUUUGUGGAAAUAUGGGAUAAAAAGACGGAGAAAAUGUAUGAACUAAUCGACUGUGUUCAUUUUCUAAAAAAGGAGGUACCAAAGCUAAAUCAUGAAUCUAUACAAAAACUUGCAUAUCCUGGAAGAGUGAAGAGCCUCUGCCUGCAAAAGAACACAGCCCUCUGGAUAGGCACUGGGGGAGGGCACAUUUUAUUGCUUGACCUCUCCACACGUCUGCCCAUAAGAAUCAUAAGUGAUUUCUGUGAUUCUGUUAGACUCAUGUUGACAGCCCAGCUAGGUACUCUCAGAAAUGUUGUUUUGGUGCUGGGCUACUGCCAUAAAAGUCAGAAUGAAGACAACAAAUAUGCUAAAGGAAUACAAUCGUGUGUGUCUGUAUGGGAUAUUAAUCUGCCACACGAAGUGCAAAACCUAAGAAAACAUAUUGAGGUUCGACAAGAGCUUGCAGAAAAAAUGAAGAUGUUUUCUUUGGAUUGACCAGGAAUAUGGCAAGGCAUCAUUUUAACAAGCCAGAUACUUAUUUCAAAGGAGGCUUCUCUUCUAGCACAAUUGAAAUGGGCAGCAGAAAUUCUUGUAAAAAUGAACACCCUUUUUGAUUUCAAAAUAUAUCAAAAAAGUGUAAAGUACUGCAAGAAUUUUCCAGUGCCACAAAUUAGAGGUGGAAAAAACCCCCAAAUUGCAAUAUUGAAGCUUGAACGCAUUUCAUAGGUGUCUGAUGUCAGUUAUAGCACUCCAGGUUUAGAACUGCACUGUCUCAUUUUGUAUACUGUAUGGAUAUAUGUAUAUAUAAUUUGCAUAUAUAUUGUCUGCUUUGUAAUUUUUGAAGUGUUAUUGUGAUCGUAAUAAAAAUACAUUCUAGAGCUGUACAGCUGUUUAAAUGCAGGAAGUCAAAGAAGUCAGGUCUCCCUUCCCCCCUUUUUUUUGGCAAAAAUUACUAACAUCUGUGUACAGUAUUCAUUUGGAUAUAUGAAAACAGCAUUCUGCAUCCUAUUGUAAAUAGGGUACUUAAUACCAUUAUGUUUGUUUGCUGUUUCUGCAGUUUUUAUUCAAUCAAAUAUAAACUACCAACAGUAUAUCAUGGUAUAUAAAUUACUUUCACAAAAACUUUUCCUCAGUAAGUACUGUUUUAAGCGCUUUAGAUGUUUGUGAAGACAAUCAAUGCUUGGUCACCAGUGACCUGACUUUCCAUUGCAUUCAAUAGCAUAUCACUACUGGGAUGCUCUUUUCCCUUUCCUACAUUUUCAGCUGUCAAACCUCUAUUUAAUCUUCAUGCUCACAGAAGAGGAGAAGAGUUGUAAUGUACUCUUAUCACACAUAUGUUUGUACCAUAUGCCUCUUCUGUGCAAGAACCUAGAAUUACAAGGAGAAUCAUCCCCUUUGAUUUCAGUGCUAUUGUUUGAAGAAUGUCCUGUACAAUGGAAGAGCCUGUCUCGCUGAAUAAUGAUUUACUGUGGGAAUGCCAAAGAAGAGCCAUGUAUGUUUUUGCUUAACAUAAUGGCUGUAUGGUUAUAGUUUCAUGAUAGCAAAGUUCUGCUUUAACACAUUCUUUUUGCUCUGCUGCAACUGUUCUAUUUAUAUGGGAAUUUAUAAUUUAAAAACUACAUGGCUGUUAUGUAAGAAAAAUAAACUUUUUUAUAUCUUUCACACAAA